Messenger RNA from Folsomia candida, 2492 nucleotides. Its product is annotated as actin-related protein 1. NCBI's taxonomy places the organism in Eukaryota, Metazoa, Arthropoda, Collembola, Entomobryomorpha, Isotomidae. The record is from RefSeq and is a predicted model, not a curated record.
UUGCUGUUAAAAUAUGUGUUAUUAUAAAUUAUUAGAAUUUUCAAAUCCAUUAAUGUUCUUCGUAAGUUGUAAGUCGUCAAUUUCCAUCCUUAUGUCAACAUAUUGUGUUAAUCAUACCGUGUCUGGUACAUGGCUAAUAAAAUUUAUAAGCGAGAAAAAUAAUGUAUCAAAAUUGCGCGAUUAGUGAAAAUUAUUGUACUAUUUAUUUGCCUAUUUAUAAUUAUUAAUUUUAUUUAUUUCACUGAGAACUUAAAAGUAAAAUAUCAUGGAGUUUAGUUAACGCAUGAAAGCAUAGCGUUUUCGAACAAAGUGGAUUCGUACAUACUAUAAGAGAUAUAAUGCGCCAGCUUGGAAAUGAAUGACUCAAGUCAAAGCACACACAAAAGUACAUAAAAUGCGAGAUAAGUUUGUUAAAAAUUGAAUUUAUUGAUAAACGAUAAGUAAAACGAAAUGGAGUUGGUUAAUCAGCCUGUAGUAAUUGAUAACGGUUACGGUAUUAUCAAGGCCGGAUUUGCUGGAGAUUCUGUUCCUAAAUGUCGGUUUCCUAAUUAUGUGGGCCGUCCAAAGCACGUUCGAGUGAUGGCCGGAGCUUUCGAGGGUGACCUUCUCAUCGGUCCCAAGGCGGAAGAGCACAGGGGCCUGUUGGCCAUCAAGUACCCGAUGGAACAUGGCAUCGUCACAAAUUGGAACGACAUGGAGAGAAUUUGGCAAUACGUGUACAGCAAAGAUCAGCUGCAAACAUUUGCUGAAGAGCCCGUUCCCCUUACGGAAGCGCCCCUCAAUCCGCGCAGGAACAGGGAAAAGUCGGCCGAGAUAUUUUUCGAAACGCUGAACGCUCCAGCCUUAUUUUUGUCGAUGCAGGCAGUUCUUAAAUUAUAAGCAAAUGAGAGAACGACGGAUGUUGCAUUAGUCGCCGGAGAUGGGGUGACCUAUUACGAAGGUUUCGCCCUGCCACACAGCAUCACGAGGGUGGAUUUAGUUGGGCGAGAUGUGACGAGAUAUCUAAGGUUUCUUCUACGCAAAGAAGGAAUCAACUUUAGGACGUCGUCAGAGUUCGAAAUAGUGAGAACGAUUAAGGAGCGAGAGUGUUACUUAUCUGCGAAUCCAUCCAAGCAAAGGACUCUGACCCGGAUGCGGAUAAGCAUUUACAAGCUGCCAGACGGUACUCAGCUCGAUAUUGACCAGGCUCGCUUCCGAGCUCCGGAAGUCCUGUUUCGACCAGAUUUGAUCGGAGAAGAGUGGCAUGAAGUUUUGCUGUUUUCCAUACAAAAGUCGGACACGGAUUUGAGGAAAAUUCUCUUUCAAAAUAUCGUUCUAUCCGGUGGCUCGACUUUAUUUAAAGGUUUUGGUGACCGUCUGAUAUCUGAAGUGAGAAAACAAGCACCAAAGGAUAUCAAAAUCAAGAUUUCCGCACCUCAGGAACGUCUAUACUCGACCUGGAUCGGUGGCUCGAUAUUGGCGUCGUUGGACACGUUCAAGAAAAUGUGGGUUUCGAAACGGGAAUUUGAAGAGGAAGGCCAACGCGCAGUUCACCGAAAAACAUUUUGAUUUUGGAUCUUUAUUUUAAAAACUGUUUGUACAUGUAUAAUUUAUGGAUGAAAAACUACCACAGUAUUUAAGCCUUACCCUCACGCUCGGAGGAAUCGAAACGGGUUGGAGUAAAAUUCCAGUUUGAUCCUUCUCUCUCGCUUUGCGUAAUGCCUUGUAGUGCCUAUCUCGGAACUUCGCAUCGACCCUGUGGGGGGGAGGAGUCGACCUCAGGGAAAUGCAUCCCCCGGUCUUUAGAAUUUCGUUUUCUGCGUCUGAUGGUAUUUUUUUCAAAUUUUUUGGACUGGCGCAAGGUACACUUAUGCCCCUUACCAUCAAGUGAGAUAAUCUUAUGGAGACUGGUAAGGGGCAUAAGUGUACCUUGCGCCAGUCCAAAAAAUUUGAAAAAAAUACCAUCAGACGCAGAAAACGAAAUUCUAAAGACCGGGGGAUGCAUUUCCCUGAGGUCGACUCCUCCCCCCCACAGGGUCGAUGCGAAGUUCCGAGAUAGGCACUACAAGGCAUUACGCAAAGCGAGAGAGAGAAGGAUCAAACUGGAAUUUUACUCCAACCCGUUUCGAUUCCUCCGAGCGUGAGGGUAAGCCUUAAAUUAGUGUGUCUAUUAACUAUACUAUAUAGUGAGGCAUUUCACGAAACCCUUCGUAACUUCGUAACCCCCUUUAAACUUACGAACCUUACAAACUUUUGACGAAACCUGGGAAUAUCUCUCAAGUAAUUUUUGCUAACAAUUAAGCUAUUCAUGGAAGAUAAUCAUCAUGUUUUUGGUUCGUAAGCUUACGUGGUUACGGAUUUAUGAAGGUUGACGUGAAAUGCCUAAUUGUUUAAUUAAGUAAAAUCAUGGGGUUUGUAUUGCCAAAAAGUUUAUACUGAUUUGUUUUCAAAUUAUGAUAAGUCUGUAUGUAUGUAUUUUACUUAAUGUAUUAUAAAAUACCAAUCAACUGAAA